Messenger RNA from Symbiodinium sp. CCMP2456, 807 nucleotides. NCBI's taxonomy places the organism in Eukaryota, Dinophyceae, Suessiales, Symbiodiniaceae. The record is from the annotation of a GenBank genome assembly.
AUGGAAUUUGGUGGAUUUCUGGAAAAGUGGCGCGAGUACCUGAAUGGAGAUGCCCCUCGAACAGACUCACACCUGAACCAGGCCAACAAUGAGUACAGCGAGGAGGACCUCCGAAACGCAACGCAAGGCUUCGACAAAUCCUGCUUACUGGGCUCUGGGUCUUUCGGCCAGGUGUAUAAGGGGACCAUGAAGGAUGGAACCGAGGUGGCGAUCAAGGUCCUGCAGGUGCCAGAAGAAGGUGGCUUUGAAGACGAGGUUCGCGUCCUGUCACGUUUCCGACAUCCGAACCUCGUAAUCCUGAUGGGCUUUGCCAGGCAUGCCGCCACUGGAUGGCGCAGCCUCAUCUAUGAGUUCUGUGCUGGUGGUGAUGCGGCACAAAGACUAUCACGGAGUCGGCAUCGCAAGGAGCUUUUCGGUGGCCGAGAACGCCUCAGCGCUGCACUCGACGCGGCUUGCGGGCUCUCACACCUGCACAAUAUGACCCCAAGGGCCUUUCAUCGAGACAUCAAGUCGCAGAACAUUUUGCUGGAUAAAAAUGGCACGGCCAAAAUGGCGGAUUUUGGCCUUGCAUGCUUGUCCAGUGCUUCGCAGCACAAGGUGCACCGAGUUGGCGGAACUGUGGGCUACGCCUGCCCAGAGUACCUCCGCCCCCUGACUCUAAAGACUUUUCAGUGUAGAAAUCUGAUAUCUCAGCCCUUGCCCCCACUUCCCAAAGAGUUCUGCAGCUCAAAUCGUAUGGCAGCUCCGCGUGUGUCGAAGCUGAAAACUAUGAAUCUCUUAGACAUAGUCGAGUGCUGUAAGCUGUGA